CAUAACAUGAGCUGAAAAAUGUAAAUUACAUGUAUAUUGUAUUGAUUUUUAAACACAGAAUUCAUGUCUUGGCCACAUUUUCAAUGCAAAGUCACCCAACAGAAGCGCAUUGUUUUUGUUUGAACAGACAUCAAACUGGAAUGAGCAUAAUAAAUGUAGAAAUGACAAUUCAACUAUAGUUUCUUACCAGAAUAUUUACCUAUCCUUUGGUUUAAAAACAACAUUUUUUGAGGUAAAGAUUUGUAUAUUUUUUGCAUAUUUAUUGGAGCAUUUUUUUAAUUCAUUUUUUAUUGUUUCUUUGAAGAUUUAUUUUGAUUAGCUGGCUUUUGGUAUGUGGGUUUGAGCUAAGGUAAAGCUAACUCUUUAGGCGCAGAGUUUAACACUGUUAAAGGAUUUUCCUUGUUCACAGAGAAAGUGUUUUUCGGAACUUACUGACGUGGAAAUGGGUCACCGCAUCUCUAAACACAGACAGGGAGGCAACGGCAUCCUAACAUCAGGUAACUUUCCAAUGAGUGAAGACACGCUACCCCAGUAUUCUUCUCACAACACCAGCCCUGAGUCAGGGAUUACCAUGGAAGUGCCAGUUGAUUGGAUACGAAGAACAUCAGAUGUCCAGGACUCAAGGCAGGACAGUAGACGACCUUCCAUAUAUAGCACUAUGGAUGCUAUGCCUCAUCUUGAGUUUUAUUCCAAUGCCACUGUCACAGGCCGCAUCAGACGCAGCAGGCCAUCACUGGAGACUCUUCGUAAGACUUUUGAUAACAGAGAAUGUGGCUAUGACAUAAGCGACUCAGGUGCAGGCAGUCUUUCAGUGAUGAACGAAAUGGGAAAUGGGUCAGAUGAAUGUGGAUCUGAAGGAAAGACAUACCAACAAGUGCGCUUCGGAUGGGUCACUGGGGUUUUGAUUCGCUGUAUGUUGAAUAUAUGGGGAGUCAUUUUGUUCUUACGAUUGUCCUGGAUUACAUCUCAAGCAGGAAUCAUUCUUACAUGGGUCAUCAUUUUCAUGUCGGUCCUUGUGACCUCAGUAACCGCAUUGUCUGUAUCUGCCAUUUCUACCAAUGGGAGAGUAUCCUCUGGCGGAGCAUAUUUCAUGAUCUCUCGUACCCUGGGUCCUGAGUUGGGAGGCCCUAUUGGUGUUGUGUAUUCUUUCGCCAAUGCUCUUGGUUGUGCACUCAACACAGUGGGAUUUGCAGAGACUGUCAGAGAUCUUCUAAUUGAAUAUAAUGUAGAAAUUGUGGAUCCAGUCAAUGAUGUCCGGAUCAUAGGCUCCAUUACAGCCACAGUGCUUCUUCUCAUCUCAUUGGCUGGAAUGGAAUGGGAAUCAAAGGCUCAAAUCCUAUUUUUCGUGGUGCUUAUGGUAUCCUUCACCAACUACUUUGUUGGCACUGUUAUUCCAGCGACUCCACAGAAACAGUCAAUUGGUUUCUUCAGCUACCGCAGUGAGAUUUUCUUGGAGAACCUAUUUCCAGACUGGAGAGGGCCAGAGGGCAGUUUCUUUGGAAUGUUUGCUAUCUUCUUUCCAUCUGCCAUUGGAGUUCUUGCUGGAGCCAACAUUUCAGGAGAUCUGAAAGAGCCAGAGGUUGCGAUCCCAAAAGGAACAUUAAUGGCCAUAUUCUGCACCACUAUAAGUUAUUUAGCCAUAUCAUCAACUGUGGGAGCAUGUAUGGUGCGCGAUGCCUCUGGAAACAUGAAUGACAGCUUGCUGUUGAACUCCACUGAAGACUGUUAUGGUCUGGGCUGCAGUCUUGGCUGGAACUUUACCAAAUGUGAGCAAAGUCAUGACUGCUCCUAUGGCCUGGCCAAUAACUUCCAGGCGAUGAUCCAAGUCUCUGGGUUUGGACCAUUGAUCUAUGCGGGCAUAUUUGCAGCCACUCUGUCAUCUGCCCUUGCAUUCCUUGUCUCCGCUCCCAAAGUUUUCCAGUGUCUCUGUAAGGACAAUAUCUACCCGUACAUUGGCUUCUUUGCAAAGGGUUAUGGAAAAAACAGUGAGCCCUUGCGUGCCUAUCUGUUAUGUUUCGUCAUUGCCCUGUGCUUCAUUUUGAUUGCUGAACUGAACACCAUUGCUCCUCUUAUCUCCAACUUCUUCCUCUGUGCGUAUGCUCUUAUCAACUUUAGCUGCUUUCACGCUUCUAUCACCAACUCCCCCGGAUGGAGGCCAUUAUUUCGGUAUUACAGUCCCUGGGUUGCUCUGUUUGGGGCGGUUGUUUCCGUCGUACUGAUGUUCUUGCUCACCUGGUGGGCAGCUCUCAUCACAUUUGGUGUAAUCAUCUUUUUGUUUGGCUAUGUAGCGUACAAGAAACCAGAGGUAAACUGGGGUUCGUCGGUCCAGGCAGGCACAUACAACAUGGCUCUGUCUUCCUCAUUGUCUCUCGCAGGGGUUGAAGACCAUGUCAAAAAUUAUAGGCCUCAGUGUCUGGUUCUGACUGGGACCCCAACUACACGUCCAGCACUGGUGGACUUUGUGGGAUCUUUCACUAAGAAUGUCAGUCUGAUGAUCUGUGGGAACAUUCUUCAGGGGGAGGAGAAAACAGCUUAUACAGCAGCUAAUACGGUAUCAUGGUUUAAUCAGAGGAAAGUUCGAUCUUUCUACACAGCACUCGAGGCAGCCAGUCUUAGAGAAGGAACACAACACCUUCUGCAGGCCUGUGGCUUGGGAAAGUUAAAGCCGAAUGUACUUGUGAUGGGUUUCAAAACAAACUGGCAGGAGAGCACGCCUCAUGGAAUAGAUGACUAUAUCAAUACCAUAUAUGAUUCUUUUGACUCCAAUCAUGGUGUCUGUGUUCUACGCAUGAUGGACGGGCUGGACAUGAGAGAUGAGUUACAAGCUGAAGUAAACCUGACCUUUGAGGCAGAUGAAGCCAAUGACUCCCAACAGCAAAAUUCAGAUGCCAAUUUAGACAUUGACGACACAAAGAAGAUUGCAAACAAUCAAAUAAAAACAGUGUUUCAGACCACACAAGGGAAGAAGACUAUUGAUAUAUACUGGAUCUCUGAUGAUGGAGGUCUGACCCUUUUAGUACCAUAUCUGUUAACAAGAAGGAAACGCUGGAGAAGCAGCAAAGUCAGAGUGUUCAUCAUUGGGCAACAGCAAACGAUGGAGGAAGAUCGCAAAGAAAUGAUGACUCUGCUGCAGCAUUUCCGUUUGGAUGUUCACGACGUCAUUGUUGUGACAGACGGCGAACAACCACCAUUGGCCAAAAACAUAAGACGCUUCGAGUCCACCAUCACUCCCUUCACUGUGAGCGAAGGACAGGUAGGAGAGGAGACCGCUCAACAGCAGAGGAAGGCCUGUACAUGGAAAGUUACGGACAAAGAGAUCGAGGCUUUGAGACUCAAGUCGGAGAGAAAAGUGAGGCUUAAUGAGAUCAUAAGGAGGAACUCUAAGCACGCUGCGCUGGUUCUUGUGUCUCUUCCCGUUCCCCAGGCCGAUUGUUCUAGUUCUCUCUAUAUGGCCUGGCUGGAAACAUUAAGCUGGGGUCUACACUGUCCAGUCCUCCUCAUAAGAGGAAACCAGCAAAAUGUCAUGACCUUUUACUGUCAAUAAAACACCUAUAGGUACUAUCACAUACCUAUUUAUUUAGACAUAUAUGUCUCAAACAUGUCAGAACAUCAUUGAAUUUGAAAUAGAAUAAUGUUAACAGUACUAAGAAGUUGCUUGUGAUGAUUCUUAUUUGGAUAAAAUGUGUUAAGCUUGUUUCAUAAAUUUAAGUCACCUGUGAGAUGCUUUGCUCAGAAAUGGAGCCAGAAAUGGCCUUUUCUGAGUCACUUUAGAUAACCCAAGAAGACGUGGUGGAAUGAUGGCAUGAGUUCAGGGCCAGACUUUGGAAGAUUGGAAGGGGAGUUUUUUAAAACAGUUCUUUUUUCAUCAAUUUCAAAUUUGGUGACACUAUAGCUGCAGAGAUUACACAAGUAACCUUUAAGCAAGUGGUCUCUCAUGAUGAUUUUUACUAGAUACUGUAGUUCCUAUCCUAAGUUUACAUUGAAAUUUACAAUGAUUGUUCUUUCUGAGUAAUGACUAAAGUUUGACAAGUACCUUCUUUUUUUGCUAUAUAACACUAUGAAGCCUUAAAAUAUAAACCUUGAUAUUUUGUUAGACCAGAAAUUUUUACAGUAAUAUAUUUGUGCUAUAGCAUUAGUCAUAUAAAAAGAUUGAAGUUCUGCAUGAGUCAGACACACAUAUCAGCAAUCCACAUAUGAACCUCAACAAUGCAAUGACAAGCAACUGAAAAGCUUCAAACCGCAAUGCAUGCUGGGUGCCUAUAUUAGUAGACUCAUCGAGUCUUUUCUACCAUCCCGCAGAAUCAUUCUCGUUGCUUAAUUGUUCCACUUAGUGCCGAUCCAUGCCGCCUGAACGUAAAUGGUUUCAUUUCCCACCACAGGGCUGAUAACAGAAAUCUUAAGAAAUCUGGCUGGAUGUAAAGCGCUCAUUGUUUGUCACCAUUGAUAAGAUUUGUAUGUUAAGGUCUAAGUGUGUCUCAAUAGCCAAGAAAGAGUUUUUACUGGAAUCUUUCCUAACACGUCACUUACAGGUGCCACAUUAUCAUUUAAACCAACCACUUUCUAAUGAAACUUCUGUCAUCAGAAGAGCAUAAAGCUGCAUUUCCAUAAAUCACUUUCAUUGUUGAUUUUUUUCACUCUCGCACCAAUUGCAUUAGUGUUUUGUGAUGUACAGUGACACAAUGUAAAAGAGAAGAAAACAUCGAUCACCAUGUUGACUUUAAACAUAAUAAAACCACUUUGAACCAGAGCUAGACAGAUAUAAAGUGAAGGUGGCGUCUGUAAUAAGAUGUGAAUGAUAUUUGUGUUUAAUUCUCCUCUGGUGACAUGUUGACAGAUUUAAUGUGUUCAUUUAUCAUUUACAGUUGAUGUUGUGACCUCAGUGAGUUACUAGAUUCUUCAACUGUGUAGUUUACUAGUAUGUUACUGUUAAAAUGGCUGGUAAGGUCCAAUGAUGAAUGUAGCCAUUGUGAAUUUAGCCAGUGUAAAGCUAAACUGAGACUGUAAGAGAAUGUAUAUGAUGAAGGGUUGAAGCUGCAUGUAAAUUGAUCAUGUAAAAUACAUGUAAAUUUUCGAUUUUAAUAAUCAUUUUAAUGGUCACUAACAAAUAAUAAAACCACACGCUAAGAUUGAA
Messenger RNA from Triplophysa dalaica, 5131 nucleotides. Its product is annotated as solute carrier family 12 member 3-like. Lineage: Eukaryota; Metazoa; Chordata; Actinopteri; Cypriniformes; Nemacheilidae. Gene Ontology annotation, molecular function: sodium:potassium:chloride symporter activity. Bases 443 to 3544 code for a protein of 1033 amino acids. Gene Ontology annotation, biological process: chloride ion homeostasis; sodium ion transmembrane transport; cell volume homeostasis. The record is from RefSeq and is a predicted model, not a curated record. Gene Ontology annotation, cellular component: membrane. The transcript is spliced from 26 exons.